Armigeres subalbatus is the source of this 583-nucleotide messenger RNA. RefSeq names its product general odorant-binding protein 56d-like. Gene Ontology annotation, biological process: sensory perception of smell. NCBI's taxonomy places the organism in Eukaryota, Metazoa, Arthropoda, Insecta, Diptera, Culicidae. The transcript is spliced from 2 exons. The record is from RefSeq and is a predicted model, not a curated record. Bases 47 to 445 code for a protein of 132 amino acids. Gene Ontology annotation, molecular function: odorant binding.
GGGAAACGCACUGUCAUCAGUCGAUUUGAAUCGUUGCAGCUAGAAAAUGAAAUCCUUCAUCGCUAUUGUUUCGCUUGCCCUGCUUGCAGGGUGCAUGGCCGUCACCGAAGAAGAGAAGGAAGCUGGACGGCAGCUGGCCGGAAAGUGUAUGCAACAGACGGGAACCUCGGAGGAAUCUGUCAAGCGUCUCCGCAGCGGUGAUACCUCCGAUGCCGAUGACAACACCAAGUGUUUCGUCCAGUGCUUCUUCCAGGGCGCCGGAAUCGUCGAUAGCGAGGGAAACAUGCAGGAGGCGUUCGUGACCGAGAAGCUGGCCAAUGAGUAUGACCGUGCCAAGGCCGAAGAAGUGGUUCAGAGGUGCAGAAACAACCCCGGAGCGAACCCUUGCGAGCGGUCGUUCACACUGUUGCAGUGCUACGUCGCCAAUCGUGCGAGCUUGAUGUGAAAUGCUAAACGUGCGAAGAAACGAUUGAACUCCAAACAUCAGUUCAGACAAAAAAAUGAUGACCCUGGCGACAAACUAAAUCUAGAUCUGUCUUCAUCAAAUGUGUGGCUCCAAAUAAAAGUGUAAUUCUGUACAUAA